Aethina tumida (small hive beetle) is the source of this 2112-nucleotide messenger RNA. RefSeq lists its product as uncharacterized. The transcript has 6 exons. NCBI's taxonomy places the organism in Eukaryota, Metazoa, Arthropoda, Insecta, Coleoptera, Nitidulidae. The coding region runs from base 169 to 1485 and encodes 438 amino acids. The record is from RefSeq and is a predicted model, not a curated record.
CCGCGUGGUACCGGCGUGACAGUCACUGCUUGAUGCACCAGACGCGGGCGAGUGUGCGAUGCUCAAUUAGUAUUAACUGACUGAUUGCUCGAUAGUGUUUUUUAUUAAUUCGGUGGCACCCUUGAUUUUGAUUUGAAUUUGUGGGAGUGGUUUCUCGGGGACGAAAAAAUGGUGCUGUUGAGCUGGAGGAUACCGAGCUUGAUCUAUGUUGUUCUGCAUUUGAGUACAAUUUGUGCACAAGAUUAUGAAGUGACGGAGAUCCAGUGCACGUUCGCCAAUACGAACAGCAUAGGAUCAAGGGAUUCGAUAUUGGCGAAAUUGCGAAAACCCGACGGCUUCAAGGGCGAUCCGCUGUUCGCGGACGACAGGGCGGUGGAUCCGGAAACGGACCCGUCCUGUCAGAUUAAGCCGGACGUGUCCGACCCGACCGGACUAAAGUACAACCUGAAAAUCGUCGACUUCAGCCGAUGCGGCGUGCUCAAAAGAAACGGCUUUGUGCACGUUAGAGUGUGGUUCCCUCAAUUUCCUGGUGUAGUUAUGCAAUCGGAUCAAGAACUAAUAAUAAUGUGCAAACCACCUGAGCCUACUGUUAUUGAAAAUAAAGCUGCAGGAUUUGCAGGAAGCUUUCCUCACGGAGCAAGAGUGUCAGGAGUGGUGGAAGAAACUCCAGGCAGGUUAGAAUACGAAGUGGCACUGUACAAAGAAGCACCAGCUGCAAGGAUCUCAAAUUCGUCCAACAACGAACUGCCGGUGGAUCAGGCCGUACCGAUUGGCACCAAGUUGCAGCUUCGCGCCCGGAUAAGUCCCGAAUCCGCUUGGAAAUACGUGAAAUUAAUGGAGGUGACCGUCAGCCCCGAUCCCGAUGAUCCACACAUGCCCGGAAGCGUUGCGUUAGUAAAAGACGGUUGUAGAAACCGGGACUUCGCCUCCAUAAUCCCCCACCAACCGGCGAGGUAUAGAGAACGUCACAACGAAGUGUUCCUGGACUUCGAAGCGUUCCUCUUGAGCACGAUGAAGGAGCGGUCCACCCUGUGGAUCCAUUCGCAAAUAAAAGCGUGCAUGGACGCGGUGGACUGUCAACCGGACUUCUGCUUGGACUUGUUCGAGCCAUCAGGACACGGCAGAAGGAAACGUAGCUCGGAAAUCAUCGAAAUCGUCCAGAAACCCACGGCUGCAGCUCUGACCCACUACAACACCACGCAGUUUACGAAAAUCAAGGAGAACUUGGAGUACACGGUUCUGAUGCCUGGAGAGUUUUAUCACAGGACCGCAGCAAUGGAAAACAGUUGUAGUACAUUUUUGGUGAUUGCCGCGAUUUUGGGGUGCUUGUUGUUCUUGUCGGCGUUUAUUAUGUGUUGGUUGGCCACGAGGUUGCACACUGCUUUGGUUGGCGCAGCUGCCAGCAGUAAGAAUUUGGAUCAGUUAGUUAGGGACAGUCGGUGUUAUUCUGAGUCGGGUUACACAGGUCGGGCUACCACGCAAUAAUAGUUAGUUUUUUUUAGUUUAGAUACUAUACAACCAAAAUAUUUCAUAUAGUGUUACUGGGAACCAAAACCAGAAAGCUAUUCUUAUGUAACAUGGUUAAAUGCAAAAUGUUGUGCAUGUUCUGUUUAUUAUUUUCCUGGAAUGGGUUGAAGUUACUGUACUGUUCUAAUUUGGUGUAACCGGAAAUUGAAGUAUUUUGUAUGUGAUAAAUUUUAACUUAAAAAAAUUCAUCGGUUUGUAUUUGUAGUUAUGGUAGGAAAAAAGCCAAAUAGAUGAAUUAUUACUUAUUAUUUAUGUACUGUUUAGUUUUGAGAGAUUAUUACAUGUUUUUAUUCUUUUAUUUAUUUUAUUUAUUUAUUUAUCUUAAUUUAUUUAUGUUAAUUACAUUAUAAUAUGAAAUAAACAAUUGUACAUAUUAAUUCAAAACUGUUAGUUUUAAGAACAUAUUGGAAAUAUUUUUAUAAGAAGUUUAAUUAACACUUUUUGAUAAUUAUAUAUGUAUCUUACUGUUAUUAAAUUUCUGCAAAAAAAAUUGUUUCCAAUAUAAUGUGGGAGGGACAAGCACGAAAGAAUUUUUUAAAACGUGCACAAGGUUUAUAUAUUAUUAUUAAGUUUAAUUUAUAUUGU